UGGCCGGAGAGAAGCAGAGGUGGUAUGAAUAGUAGCCAUCCUAGGUUGGUCAAAACUCUCAGCAAGAUGGGGCGCUCAUCCUUUCAUCCUUUCAUAGAGCAGUAGUAGGCGGGAACCCGCUCCUCCCCCUCUUUCUCUCCCUUCUCUAUCUCUCCUCUCUCCCCUCCCCUCCUCCUCCUUUUUGCUUCUCCUCUCCACCUCUCCACUGGCACCUCUAUCAAGCCCUCUCUUUGUUGACCAAGCCGUCUUCUUCAUCUUGCUAUAUAUUUACAUAUAUAUACAUACAUACUUGGCGGAGCAAGAGCACAAGUCGCGCACGAGACCAGCUUGAAUCGCAGAGCUCUUUCUGCUGCCAAAAUGCCUCGUGUUGAACAUCUACCCACCCCCGCCUCCUCCACCGAGAUCAAGGGAAAGGAUGGUUCACAGUUCUCCUCUCUCCAAAUGUCCUUUGAACUUCCUCCUCCCGCUGUAGUUGGAGGAGGAGGAGAGUCUCGGCCUUCGACUGCUUCCACCAAGGACUCGACGGGCUCCUCGUACCACCCGUCGUCGCCCAAGUCGCCCGUCCUUCCUCCCAGCGAGGUGGUCAAGAUCCGCCGACGGUCCUCGGUGGCGCAGACCCCCAAUAAGGACUCCUUCGCCUUGCCUCCGCCCCCGACUCGGUCCCGGAAGAUCAUCCAGAUGAAACCCAAAGCACAGCCGGAAGAGCACGCGGAGACUCCUGCUGCCGAAGGGCCCAAGAACAACGGGGCCGGAAAGGCGUCACCGGCAAAGAAGAAGCAGCCGUCUUCCACGAGUGUCGCCGGCCGCAAGAUCGCAAGGAAGACGGCGCAUAGCCUGAUUGAGCGCCGCAGAAGAUCGAAGAUGAAUGAGGAGUUUGGAGUUCUGAAGGAUAUGAUACCCGCAUGUACUGGGGAGAUGCACAAACUAGCCAUAUUACAGGCGUCCAUUGACUACGUCCGGUAUCUUGAGGAUUGCGUUGCGAAGCUGAAGGCCGAAAACAAACGUACCAACCCCACCCCCGCUGCAGAGCAGCAGUUCCUUCUCCCCCCACCAGCCGCGAAGGAGCAGUAUAAUAGCUCUUCGCGACCAUAUUCAGCACCAUACGGGGAAGACGAGGAUGUGGAAAUGUGCGAUUCCGAAAGACCAUCCCCAUCGAUGCCUCGUUCCUCGCAGCGCCCAUCCGAGUCCCCCGCGCUGCUACCCCAGGACAACACGCGGCAUCGCCAGGACUCGUACUCAUCCGAGCACGCGCGGCACUACAGCUUCAGCACAUCCUCGACCACGUCCCCCUCCCUCGGCCCAACGACGACGGCUUACGACUACGCCCGCAGCGCAGCGUCGGCCUCCACCCUGACCAGCCCUGCAUUGCCGCCGCAGCGCGAUCUGGAUCAGGAGGCUACGGCGGCGCUGCUCAUGCUGAAUACGGAUCGGAGGGGUACGCAAGGAGGAAGCCCUGCUGCGGGUGCCCGCGGCAUGAGCGUUAAGGAUCUGCUCAUUGCGUAGAUCUCUUUUGUUUUUUGUUUUUGGGAGACUCGGGUCAUAUAUAUAUAUCAUUGUUUUGCUGUUUGGCUGUUUCGCUGGGUAUUUUUAUUGUUAUAUGAAGUCUCUUUUUUUCAUUUUCUUUGGGGGCGUUCUGGGGGGGUCAUAAUACGGAGGUGGAUGGAUGAUGGAUAAGGUAGAUAGAUGCGUUUUGUUUAACCUACCUUACCUUAAGGAUUCUUUCUGUCGAGAACACCGCGUUAUCAAUAAACCGCCUAAAAUAUCAUAACAAAACACUCGAU
Amorphotheca resinae ATCC 22711 is the source of this 1781-nucleotide messenger RNA. RefSeq lists its product as hypothetical. Lineage: Eukaryota; Fungi; Ascomycota; Leotiomycetes; Helotiales; Amorphothecaceae. Gene Ontology annotation, molecular function: protein dimerization activity. The record is from RefSeq and is a predicted model, not a curated record. The transcript has 2 exons. The coding region runs from base 358 to 1503 and encodes 381 amino acids.